UUGCUCCUUUUGGUUUUGGUACGUUGUUGAUGGGAUACAGACGGGGGCGGAUUUGGGCAAGGGUCGGGCCCCUUGAUUUCAACAUAACCCCAUCCGUGCUCAGCUACCCGUCUCUGGUUUGGGUUGUGUGGAUAUUUGUGCAUCUUCGGCAAGAUGCGAUGUUGUGGCGACAAAUAACGACUUACAUGAGUUAGUUUUUCCCUUAUGGCAUCACCUCUGCACCGCGCGUGCGCGCGCGCACGUCUGCAAAUAUGAAAUCGAGGCAAAAAUCUGGUUUCUUUCCAUUUAUAAGCAUUUGCCAUUUGUUAGGGGACCUCGCCGCGCGGCACC
Molecule: messenger RNA, 330 nt
Organism: Cantharellus anzutake
Lineage: Eukaryota; Fungi; Basidiomycota; Agaricomycetes; Cantharellales; Hydnaceae
Exons: 3
Coding region: 30-194 (54 amino acids)
Source: RefSeq, a predicted model, not a curated record